This is a messenger RNA of Acanthosepion pharaonis, 1992 nucleotides long. Lineage: Eukaryota; Metazoa; Mollusca; Cephalopoda; Sepiida; Sepiidae. The record is from the annotation of a GenBank genome assembly.
AUGAUUUAUUUGGUCACUGUUCGUGUUUCAUUGUUGCUAUAUGAUUUCUUCUAUUUUCUUCUCUUCAACUAUCUCUCUUUCUCUUUCACUGCAUGUUUUUUAAAAUCCUCUUUCUUUUUUUUCUUCGUUUUUAUUAAAAAUCUUCCUUUUCUUCAUUUUAAUUCAUUUUUUGCCUUUCAUAUUUCCUAUCUCAUGAUUUAUUUGGUCACUGUUCGUGUUUCAUUCUGUUGUAAACAAAAGAAGCAGCCAAAUAUUAAUAUAUAUUUUUCUUUUUUUUUCCUUUUCUUUUUCUUUUCUUUUUUCUUUAUUUUUCUUCUCUUUUUUCUUUGUUUUUCUUUUUCUUCUCUUUUCCUUUUCUUCUCUUUUUUCUUUUCUUUUUUCUUUUCUUUUUCUUUUCUUUUCUUUUUUCUUUUCUUUUUUCUUUUCUUUUUCUUUUCUUUUCUUUUUCCCUUUUACACAUUUCUUUCCUUUUCUUUUUUCAUUCCUUUUUCUUUUCUUUUCUUUUCUUUUCUUUUCUUUUUCUUUCCUUUUUCUUUCCUUUUUUCUUUUCUUUUUCUUUCCUUUUCUUUUUUCUUUUCUUUUUUCUUUUCUUUUUCUUUUCUUUUCUUUUUCCCCGUUUACAUAUUUCUUUCCUUAUCUUUUUUCUUUUCUUUUUCUUUUCUUUUCUUUUUCUUUUCUUUUCUUUUCUUUUUCUUUUCUUUUCUUUUUCUUUUUUCUUUUCUUUUUUCAUUGUUUUUCUUUUGUUUUUUCUUUUCUUUCCUUUUUCUUUUCUUUUUCUUUUCUUUCCUUCUUUCUUUUCUUUUUCUUUUCUUUUCUUUUUUCUUUCCUUUUUUCUUUUCUUUUUCUUUUCUUUUUCCUUUUUACAUAUUUCUUUCCUUUUCUUCUUUCAUUCCUUUUUUCUUUUCUUUUCUUUUCUUUUUCUUUUUUCUUUUCUUUUUUCUUUUCUUUUUUCGUUUCUUUUUUCUUUUCUUUUUCUUUUCUUUUCUUUUUCCCUUUCUUUUCAUUCCUUUUUUUUCAUUUUUUUUUUCUUUCCUUUUUUUUUCCCCAUUUCCCUGUAAUUUUCUCUUCUCCCCAGUUCAGCAGAUCCACUUUCCGUGUUUAAUUUCAUCUGCUGUCAUAAAGAGAAGCAGCCAAAUAUUAAUAUAUUUUUUCUUUUUUUCUUUUCUUUUUUCUUUGUUUUUCUUUUUCUUUUCUUUUUUCUUUUCUUUUCUUUUUUCUUUCCUUUUUUCUUUUCUUUUUCUUUUCUUUUUUGUUUCAUUUUUAUUUGUUUUUCUUUCCUUUGUUCUUUUCUUUUUCUUUUUCUUUUUCUUUUUCUUUUUACUUUUCUUUCCUUUUUCUUUUCUUUUUCUUUUCUUUUCUUUUUCCCUUUCCAUUUUUCAUUUCUUUUCUUUUUUUUAUUUCUCUUUUCUUUUCUUUUCUUUUCUUUUUUCUUUCCUUUUUCUUUUCUUUUUCUUUUCUUUUCUUUUUCCCUUUUACUUUUUCUUUCCUUUUCUUUUUUCAUUCCUUUUUCUUUUCUUUUCUUUUCUUUUUUCUUUUCAUUUUUUUCUUUUCUUUUUUGUUUCAUUUUUAUUUAUUUUUCUUUUCUUUUUCUUUUUCUUUUUACUUUUCUUUCCUUUUUCUUUUCUUUUUCUUUUCUUUUCUUUUUCCCUUUCCUUUUUUCAUUUCUUUUCUUUUUUCCUUUCUCUUUUCUUUUCUUUUCUUUUUCCCUUUUACUUUUUCUUUCCUUUUCUUUUUUCAUUCCUUUUUCUUUUCUUUUCUUUUCUUUUCUUUUUUUCUUUUCAUUUUUUCUUUUCUUUUUUGUUUCAUUUUUAUUUGCUUUUCUUUUCUUUCUUCUUUUCUUUUUCUUUUUACUUUUCUUUCCUUUUUCUUUUCUUUUUCUUUUCUUUUCUUUUUCUUUUCAUUUUUAUUUGUUUUUCUUUUCUUUGUUCUUUUCUUUUUCUUUUUUCUUUUUUAAGCAUUUAUCUCAAGAAGGCAGGAGUGUCACUAGUAUAG